GAGAAAAGAAAACGAGAAAGAGAGCUUAAACCCUAAACCCUGGCCCUGAUAAGUUCCACUAUCACUUCCACACCAUUGCUGAGAACACGUGAAGAGAAAAACAGGAAAAACAGCAGCAAUGGUGAAGGCGUAUCUCCGGUAUGAGCCGGCGUCGUCGUUUGGGGUAAUAGUAUCGGGGGAGUCAAACAUCGCCUACGACAGCUCCGGCAAACACUUGUUAACGGCGGCGUUAGAGAAAGUCGGCGUAUGGCAUGUGAGGCAGGGUGUUUGCACCAAAAACCUAGCUCCUCCUUCGUCUAACUCGAAAGGCCUCUCCGUUGCCGUUACUUCAAUUGCUUCCUCUUCUUCAUCCCUUAUAGCAAGUGGUUAUGCUGAUGGAAGCAUUAGAAUCUGGGAUUUGGAGAAAGGGAUAUGUGAAACCACACUGAAUGGGCAUAAAGGGGCUGUCACUGCCCUUCGAUUCAAUAAGCUUGGAUCAUUGCUUGCAUCAGGAAGCAAAGAUAAUGACAUUAUUUUAUGGGAUGUGGUGGGUGAGUCUGGUCUGUUUCGCCUUCGGGGACAUCGCGAUCAGGUUACUGAUCUUGUUUUCUUGGAUUCUGGCAAAAAGCUGGUAACAGCUUCUAAGGACAAAUUUUUGAGGGUAUGGGAUCUUGAUACUCAACAUUGCAUGCAGAUUAUAAGUGGCCAUCAUACUGAAAUUUGGUCCAUAGAUAUUGACCCUGAGGAAAGAUAUCUUGUCACUGGUUCGGCUGACCUUGAGCUUCGUUUUUACACUAUAAAGCAUGAUUCAGCUGAUGGACAAUUGAUUGCAAACAAAAGUGAAACUGAUGUAAAUAAGGACUUGCCUACUGAAAACAAAUGGGAAGUAUUAAAGCCAUUCGGUGAAAUUCAACGUCAAAGCAAAGAUAGAGUUGGAACAGUGAGAUUUAAUAAGUCCGGAAACCUGCUGGCUUGUCAAGUUGCAGGGAAGACGGUGGAAAUAUUCCGUGUGCUGGAUGAGUCUGAAUCUAAACGCAAAGCAAAAAGAAGAAUCAGUAGAAAGAAGGAGAAAAAAGCUGCCAAAGAAGGCCUUGAGGCAACGGAAAAAGGAGAGACAGAUAUUGGAGCUGAAGAAGGCAGCAAUCCUGUUGUUACAGUCAUGGAUAUCUUCAAGCUUCUUCAGACUCUACGGGCUGGAAAGAAGAUCUCCUCAAUUUCUUUCUCCCCAGUCACUUCAAAGAACUCACUGGCUACAUUAGCACUGUCUUUGAACAAUAAUUUGUUGGAAUUUCAUGCUAUAGAAAGCAGUUCAACUACUAAAUUGAGUGCUAUUGAGCUUCAGGGGCAUCGCUCUGAUAUCAGAAGUGUUACUCUCAGCUCAGAUAACACUCUUUUGAUGACAACUAGUCACAGUGCAAUUAAAAUAUGGAACCCUACUACUGGUUCUUGCCUCCGCACUAUUGAUUCAGGAUAUGGUCUUUGUGGACUGUUUGUUCCAGGUAACAAGUAUGUGGUCGUCGGUACAAAAGGUGGUACUCUGGAAUUUAUUGACGUUAGAAGCGGUACUUGUGUGGAUGUAGUGGAAGCCCAUGGCGGUUCUGUUCAGUCGAUUGCUUUAACUCCAGAUGGUACAGGUUUUCUUACUGGCAGUGCCGAUCAUGACAUUAAAUUCUGGGAAUUCCAAAUGGUACAAAAGGCUGGUGAAGGGUCUAAGCAUUUAACCGCAUCUGCUACAAGGAGCUUAAAAAUGAAUGAAGAUGUUCUAGUCGUUGCUGUGAGCCCUGAUGGUAAAUAUAUUGCUGUUGCCUUGUUGGAUAGCACAGUAAAGGUCUUCUAUAUGGAUUCACUCAAGUUCUUUCUUUCACUCUACGGUCAUAAGCUGCCUGUAUUGUGUAUGGAUAUUUCUUCAGAUGGGGAUCUGCUUGUCAGUGGCUCUGGAGACAAAAAUGUGAAGAUUUGGGGUCUAGAUUUUGGAGAUUGCCAUAAGUCACUUUUUGCGCAUGCUGAUAGCGUUAUGGGAGUUAAGUUUGUGCGCAACACCCAUUACUUUUUCACUGCGGGGAAAGAUCGUCUGGUGAAAUACUGGGAUGCUGACAAGUUUGAGUUGCUUUUAACCCUCGAAGGUCACCAUGCUGAAGUCUGGUGUCUUGCUGUUAGCAACCGUGGUGAUUUUAUUGUUACAGGAUCUCAUGAUCGGUCCAUACGCCGAUGGGAUCGUACUGAAGAACCAUUUUUUCUUGAGGAAGAGAAAGAAAAGAGACUGGAAGAGAUGUUUGAAUCAGACAUUGACAAUGCAUUUGAGAAUAAGUAUGGACCAAAGGAAGAACUUCCCGAGGAGGGAGCUGUGGCAUUAGCGGGGAAAAAGACUCAAGAGACUCUUACUGCUACAGAUUCUAUCAUUGAUGCACUUGACAUGGCCGAAGCGGAACUGAAACGAAUUGCUGAACAUGAGGAGGACAAAUCAAAGGGCAGAGUUUCAGAAUUCAGGCCCAAUGUUCUCAUGCUUGGUCUUUCUCCUUCUGAUUAUGUUCUUCGUGCAUUAUCGAGUGUUCAUACUAAUGAUCUGGAGCAAACAUUGCUGGCUUUACCCUUUUCUGAUGCUUUGAAGCUCUUGUCGAACCUGAAGGAUUGGGCAUGUAUCCCAGAUAAGGUGGAACUUGUUUGUAGGAUAGCGACAGUGCUAUUGCAACUUCAUCAUCACCAGCUGCUUUCAACUGUCUCUUCCAGACCCCUCUUGACCGUUCUAAAAGAAACUCUUCAUGCAAGAGUUAAGGAAUGCAAAGAUGCCCUCGGUUUCAACCUUGCUGCAAUGAAUCAUCUCAAGCAAUUGAUGUCUAUGAGUUCGGAUGCUCUAUUUCGUGAUGCAAAGGCUAAGUUAUUGGAGAUACGUGCACGCAACACAAAACGUAUUGAAGCAAGGGCAGACACAAAACAAGAAAAGAAGAGAAAGAAGAAACAGAAGAAGUUGGAUGGAGGACAUGUUUGGUCAUGAUUUAUAACCUCAACCUCACUUGUACCUUAUUGUGGGGGUAACAAUUUUGGUCAGACAGCUUCAGCAAAUAGGGUUUGAGUUUUGAUACAAAAUUUGUAUAUAAUUUUGUUAGAGUUAUAAGAACGUUAUAGCCCUAACUAGUUUAUUACACCAAUCAUAUUACUUUCUUAAAUGACAAGAGCUUUGUCCUGAUGCUAGUCCUUGCUGCCUGAAAGUAGAAAAUUUAAUUAGUCAGGUUUAGAAGAGAAGUUUGGAUUCUCAUUAGCAGCCUGAUUUUUGAAGUUCAUUACACGUUCUAUCUAUUUUUGGCAGGUUAAUUGCUGCAACAAAUUAAGGUGAUUUGAUAUUUUUA
Molecule: messenger RNA, 3323 nt
Organism: Nicotiana tabacum (common tobacco)
Lineage: Eukaryota; Viridiplantae; Streptophyta; Magnoliopsida; Solanales; Solanaceae
Biological process (GO): maturation of SSU-rRNA
Cellular component (GO): small-subunit processome; Pwp2p-containing subcomplex of 90S preribosome
Molecular function (GO): protein binding; snoRNA binding
Source: RefSeq, a predicted model, not a curated record